GAUGAAACUUCCACUCCUGACUCCUCAAACCCCCCAAGCACCCAACAUCCAGUAGCCGCUGUAGCUGUUGCCAACCCGGCAUAAAUGCCUACAGCACCCGGGCAGGACCGGACAGAAUCGCCCGCGGAUUAUUCCCGUCGCUCCACGGGAGGGAUUUAUGGUGGUGUCGCGCAGCAGACCGGUGGGAGAUCGCGCUCAUUCCGCACAACGGUUUAUCCGAUGCAUGAGACGACGGCUCGCGCUCUCGGCCAGCGACGCAGUCACGCAGAUUAACGGAUCAGGAUUUUGACUGCCGGGACAAAUGAAUACAAAUGAAUUUAGCGACCCGAAGGAGAGUCCGCAGAACCUCUCGUCUGGUGGCAAAGAGAGCUCUUCUUCUGUGUAUUCUACUUUACUGUACUUCUUUUGGACUCACCCAAGUACACUUUGAAGAUGUGGACGUGUUGCAGCGGUUGGCUCUGCGUGCUGAGCUUGGUUCUCGCGCCGUUCCCGCUGGCGUCAUCUCCCUCCGCUCUGGAGUCAUCCUUACAACACGGGCACGAGUUACAACGGCGACCCGCUCCGUGUUCCCACCAGAACUCUUCUGGAACUGCACUAUCGUCCUGAGCGUCCGAUCUCACCGCUUAAACUCAGCCUAUCUCUUCUCCGUCCUAUCCGGGCAUCGGAUUCAGCUCGGGCUGGAAAUUUCGCCCGGCAAGCUAACGCUUCACGCCGGCCCCGGGAAUACGGCGGUCUUCCCGUACGACCUCCACGAUGGGCGCUGGCAUCAUUUAGCUUUCGUUUUAAACGGCCAAUCAGUGACCCUACACUCUCCCUGCUCGGAGAGCGAUGGCGGAGUUACGCAGAAACUCCCCGUACUUCCCGAACGCCUGAACCCUCGUGGAACCUUCCGCUUGGGCGGCACCAGCGCUUUGCUUCCGGGUGUGGUACCCUUCGAGGGAGCGGUUUGCCAGUUUGAUGUAGUGCCCUCGGCACAAGCGCAGCAGAACUACUGCAGCGCCAUCCGCAGGCAGUGCAGAGAAAAUGACACCUACAGGCCAGCGCCUCCCGCUCUACUUCCCCUCCCAUCCCGACACGCCCCACCACUAUUGGCCCACACUUUACCACCUAAUCGCACUUUCACUUUCACUCCCACUAAUUUCCUUUGGACUUCCAUAAAUGGCGCAGGAGGGUCUUCUGCUGUGAGAACGAGCGAUGGUGUACGACCAAAACCCACGUCUACCACACCUCCACCCCUUUCCUUGAUGCAAACGGGACUUGAAGCUCCUUUAUCAGGGGGAUAUUUAAAUUCUGUCACCCCCAAACCCACUCUCAGGACACCCAAAAACCCCAAGCCGACUGCCUCAAAGCCUGCAGCAGUCCGGCUUACCCCUACAAAACCAGAUGGAUCCAAACCCAGUCCAGGAAAAACAUCUACAAAGCUUAGUGCAACAAAGCCUUCUGGACCAAAGCCCACAAAUGCUCGACCUACUUCUUCCAAACCUGGAAGUUCAAAAACAACUGCUCCCAAACCUACACCACCGAAACCUUCCAAACCAGCAGCUGCAAAACCCACAGUAAAGAAACCAACUCUUGCUCCAAAGCCCACCAAGAUCAACCCAACGAAGGAUACUUCUACUGGUGCUCAACCUGUCAAUCCUAACAAGAAACCCAACACCAGUCUAAAACCGUUAUCCGACCCAGAACCGACCGCCCCCAAAAAACCCUCGCCAACCAACAAAAAGCCACUCCAGCCCAAAACCAGCACUCAGCGCUCACCCCAAACCACACUCCCAACCUCAAAAUCCACCGCCGCCCCAAACCCUACAACCAAAAAAACCCUUCCGACCCCUAAAUCUGCUCCGUUCACCACCGCUGCACCCAACAAACCUCCAAAAACUCUGGAAACCCCCAAAGUCAAUCUUGACAAGCCAAAAACACCUGUCACACCAAGCACUCCAAGGUUUGCUGUCCAAUCUGUGACCGUCCCAGAUUUCAACGAUUUCCAGAGCUUCGAGGCAGAUCCGACGUUCCAUUCGCUUCUGGUUGGACCGCCAGGACAAAAAGGAGACCCUGGGAAUACGGGAAUCCCGGGACCUCCAGGGAAACCAGGGCAGCCGGGGCUAAGAGGACCUCGGGUGAGUGGACCCCCAGGGCCACACGGCAAGCCAGGUCGACCCGGUCCACCAGGGUUGAAGGGGAAGAAAGGAGACCCUGGACUCUCUCCUGGAAAAGCACCGAAAGGAGAAAAAGGAGACGUUGGUCUGCUUGGCCCCGUUGGUUUAGUCGGGCCGGAAGGCCGUAAGGGACAAAAAGGCCAUCCAGGACCACCAGGCCUUCCCGGGGAGCCAGGGGAACAAGGUCCUGUUGGAGAAGCUGGAGCCAAAGGCUAUCCUGGCAGGCAGGGUUUACCUGGUCCAAUAGGGCCUGUUGGGCCAAAAGGGGCUCGGGGUUUCAUUGGUAUUCCUGGACUUUUUGGUUUACCUGGAGCUGAUGGUGAAAGAGGUAGUCCUGGUCCACCGGGGAAGAGGGGCAAGAUGGGUAGGCCGGGUUUUCCUGGUGAUUUUGGAGAGAGAGGUCCACCAGGACUUGACGGGGAACCAGGUGUAAUAGGAGCUCCUGGUCCUCCUGGUGUCCUUGGAUUGAUUGGUGAUAUGGGCCCUGCUGGGAUAAUCGGUUUGCCAGGACCAAAUGGACUCAAAGGCGUCCCAGGGAACAUGGGCGAGCCCGGACUGAAAGGUGAUAAGGGUGACGUUGGGCUUCCCGGAGAGCAAGGGGAAAUUGGGUUCCCAGGAGACAAGGGUGUCCAGGGUUUGCCAGGAUUACCAGGACCUCGUGGAAAACCAGGACCACAGGGCAAGACAGGAGAGAUAGGACCCAGUGGAUUAGCAGGCCCACCAGGACCCGAGGGUUUUCCUGGUGACAUCGGAAAACCUGGACUCAAUGGACCUGAAGGCCCAAAGGGUAAGCCUGGAGCCAGAGGUUUACCUGGACCUCGUGGAGCGGCUGGACGAGAGGGCGAUGAGGGUCCUGUAGGACCACCGGGGCCAGUAGGACUCGAGGGUUUGAUGGGCAAUAAGGGUUUCCCUGGGGCUGCUGGGCCUGAAGGGGUCAAAGGCGAGCCGGGUGUCACGGGAAAGGCUGGACCCAUGGGUGAGAGGGGUCUCGUUGGCUUCAUCGGUCCUGCAGGGGAAGGUGGACUAGCCGGAGAGAAGGGUGAUCGUGGAGAGAUGGGAUUGCCCGGACCUCCAGGAGAGAAAGGAUCUACGGGGCACCCAGGAACCCCUGGAGAGAGCGGACUACCAGGACCACCAGGCAGUCCAGGCCCACCAGGAUCACGUGGACCCAUCGGUGUGAGAGGACCUAAAGGAAGACGGGGUCCUAGAGGUCCGGACGGUAUACCAGGAGAACUCGGCGCAGAAGGCAAAAAGGGUCCUGAUGGUCCUCCAGGAAAAAUCGGUUUCCCAGGACAAGCGGGGAAGAUCGGCGAACCUGGGGAGGCGGGGCCAAAAGGAUUUCCGGGCAUUCAAGGGCCAUCUGGGGCUACGGGAGACAAAGGAAUCGCAGGGGAGCCAGGACCUCCAGGGCCCCCAGGAACACUCGGGCCUCCCGGAAAUCCAGGGCCAAAGGGUCCUGCGGGAACAGUUGGCGAUCCCGGGCUUCCAGGAGAACCUGGGGAAAAGGGGUCACUCGGGCUUGCGGGGAACGCUGGGGCGGCAGGACUAAUUGGAACGAGGGGAGAGCCGGGUUUAGAGGGAGAGGCUGGUCCAGCUGGCCCUGAUGGUGCCAAGGGUGAUAAAGGCGACAUGGGCGGAGAGGGCGAGCAGGGUGUCAGAGGUGACCCUGGAAUCAAGGGGAAAGAAGGGCCACCGGGCGAUCUUGGCCUUACGGGCGUCAGAGGUCCUGAAGGAAAAUCUGGUAAAAAUGGCGAGAGAGGGAAACCAGGUUUUAAGGGUGCCAAAGGUAACAUCGGCCACCUGGGAGAGACUGGAACCAUGGGAAAGAUCGGACCAAUCGGAACCACUGGACCAAAGGGCUCGCGAGGAACCAUCGGACAUGUGGGCGCUCCUGGGCGUAUGGGGCUUCAGGGUGACCCGGGCAUAUCAGGAUAUGAGGGUCACAAGGGACCUCAAGGUCCAAUAGGACCCCCGGGACCAAAGGGUGAAAAGGGUGAACAUGGGGAUGAUGGGAAGGUGGAGGGUCCUACCGGUCCUACAGGUCUCCGAGGUCCAAUUGGAAAGCGUGGGGACAGGGGCGAACCGGGAGAUCCAGGAUAUGCGGGUCAGCAAGGUGUUGAUGGUUUUCGAGGCAAACCUGGUGCUCCUGGACUCCCUGGUGAUCCUGGUCCACGUGGGAUACAAGGCCUCAAAGGAUCCAAAGGAGAACAGGGUCAGAAGGGCAAACAGGGACAGCAGGGUGAGCGUGGCAGCAGAGGCUCACCGGGUGUUGUUGGGUUGCCCGGCCCAAGAGGCACAGUGGGUCGAGAAGGACAGGAGGGCGUUCCUGGCAUGGAUGGGAUUCCAGGGAAAGAUGGAAGCAGAGGAAUACCAGGCGAUCAGGGAGAUGAUGGCGAGUUUGGUUUGCCUGGUAAACCUGGUGCACCUGGCAAAGUUGGCGUUAUUGGUUUACCUGGCCCACAGGGAUCAUUUGGUCCAAAGGGUGAGAGGGGCCUUCCUGGUCACCCUGGCCCUUCAGGAAAGAGAGGUUUUAAGGGAGGAAUGGGUCUUCCUGGAUCUCAGGGAGACCGGGGUUCUAAGGGCCAACCUGGUGACAUUGGGGAACCCGGUUUUCCAGGGAUGCUGGGAAUGUUUGGACCGAAGGGGCCUCCAGGAGACUUUGGACAGAAGGGCAUUCAGGGGCCCAAAGGGCCACAGGGCAGCAUGGGUAGAGGGGGUCUAGCUGGACCUGUCGGUGUGAUUGGCCCUAUCGGUAGUGCAGGCCCAAGAGGAGACACUGGCAGCAAAGGAGAGAUGGGUGUUCAGGGACCUCGAGGUGCUCCUGGACCACGUGGACCUCCCGGACCUCCGGGUCCACCGGGAAUCCCACUGGCUAUGAAACAGGAUUUUGGUCUUGGACUGGCCCAGCCAGUUUAUAGGGAGACACACACACACAAAAUAGAGGGUGUUUUAAAGGCUGCCUCAAUGCUCUCUCAGGGUCGGGGUUUGAUGGACAUGCCCAUGUUGGAUCAGGCUCCAGAGAUCCUGCGGACUCUUCAUUAUCUGAGCUCUCUGGUCCACAGCCUGAAGAACCCACUGGGCACACGAGAUCAUCCCGCUCGACUCUGCAAGGACCUGCACGAUUGCCGGGACACGCUCUACGAUGGCACUUAUUGGAUCGACCCAAAUCUGGGCUGCUCCUCAGACUCUAUAGAAGUGACGUGCAAUUUCACCGGUGGCGGACGCACCUGCCUCAGGCCCAUCACCACAGCUAAGCUGGAGUUCAGCGUUGGACGCGUCCAGAUGAACUUCCUGCAUCUGCUGAGCGCUGGAGCAGAGCAACGAAUCACUAUCCACUGCUUGAACGUGACAAUCUGGAGCCACGCCCCCUCCGAGCCUCCGUCCCAGAAUGCAGUUCAGUUCCAGGCGUGGACCGGAGAGACGCUGGAGCCGGAUGUGUUGGCAGACACCUGCUGGCAACUGAACGGGCGCUGGCAACACGCUGACUUCCUAUUCCGGGUGUCGGACCCCGCCUUACUUCCUGUCGUACGCAUAAGCAACCUACCAAAGACCACGGCCUCAUCUCGCUUUCACCUAGAAGUCGGACCUGUGUGCUUCCUGUAGUGUGUGUGUGAGAUUGUGAGUGUGUGUGCGCGCGCUCGUCAAACACACACAAGCCCCGCCCACAGCCCGCCCCCUUCGUCAUUCAGCCACUGAUUGGACUGCAGAAACCGAAAGAGGUGGUGUGGGCGGGGCUUUGGGGGAUUUAGCACUAGAGACUCCUACAGUCUAAAGGAAACCCCGCCCCUACCAGCCGUGGAUGUCCAAUCAGAUUUGACAAGCCAAUCAUCUCGCAGGGACGAACACUCAGGACAUCCGGGCCGGAGAAACUGCCAAGCCCUCUGUCUCUGUCUUUUUCUCUUCCUCUCUCAGGCUGUUUCUUUGGUGCUUGCUCUCUUUCAAAUUAAUAAUAAUAAUAAGUUAUUAUAAUACUUGUACUUUUAUAAUAAGAAUCAAGUUUAUUGAAGAGAUGAAUUAAGAUCAUUGGGAGGUAUUAUAUGUACAUAUACACUUAUUGUUUAUCGGAUCUUUUAUAUGGUAAUUUUGUCACGUGUAAAAAAGAAAAAAAGAAAUGCUAAAGUGCAAUAGGAAAACAAAGAAAAAAUAAUUGAUUAUUGAUUAUAUAUUAAGUGUGUGUCUCAUUAAGGAAGGUUUUUCAGGGGUGUUGUCAUUCAAACGUGUCAUUUUUAACACUCCAUCAGACAGGGAAGUGUGUGUGUGUUUGUGUAAAUGAGUUUUGGAAGUGACUGUGUGUGUGUGUGUGUUUAUGUGACGGAUCAGUAAACAAGUGAAGGUGCAUUUUUCUAUCAAACGUACAGACACACCCGUGCAUAUCAACAUACAUGACCCUUGUUUUUAAAACAGCCUGUCACUUUAAGGGGGCGUGUCUCAAUCAAAUGGGUGUGUCUUGUUCAAAGGGUUUAUAAAGGUGAAUCCCUCAUGAAAACACCUCUGGGUCAUGUUUCACCCAAAAAGAAAACAUAUUUUUAUUGAUUGUGAGAUUUUUGUGACAAGCACAUUUUCAUGACAUUUUUAUAAAAACUAUGAUUGUCAUCACAGAAAUAGAUACAUUUUGAAUUGCUGAAACAUUACAGCAUAACAGUAAUGAGUAUUUCUGGGAAAAAAAAAAAGUUUAAUUUUUAUUAAAUAAUAACAAAAUGCAAAAUUAAACCUAAAAGGCUCUUUUUUUUACUAUGCAAAGUGUACUUUUUAUUUCUUUUUUUGUAAUUUAAAGUUUUAUUGAUUGAACCUUUUGACAAAGACAUUACUUAUGGAAGCUAAAUAAACAAAUAAAUACAGGUCACAAUUGGGAUGAUAUUAACUCGAAAUCCUAUAUAAAAUUACAAGAAAAUUACGAAUUCUGACUUUUCGGAAUUUUGAGUUUACAUCUCGCUAUUUUUGCUAUUUUUUUCGCCACUAAAUAAAAAUAAAAACGGUACAGUAAAUGUGAAUUUUUGUCUCAUAAUUCAGAAUUAUAAGGAUAUUAACUCAAAAUCCUGAAUUAAAAUUGCAAAAUGAAAAGAAAAUGACAAUGACAAAAUGACUUUUUCGGAAUUUUACGUUUUUUGCUUCUGCCACUGAAUAAAAAUAAAAACGGUAUAGUAAAUGUGAUUUUUUUUUUUUCUCAUAUAGAAAAACUCUCAUCACUCGAAAUUCUGAAUAAAACAAAAUCAAAAUUCCUAGAAAAUUCAGAAUUCUGACUUUUUUGGAAUUUUGAGUUUGUCUCACUAUUUUUGCCUUUUUUUUCAGCACUAAAUAAAAUUAAAAUUGUAUAGUAAAUGUGAAUUUUUAUCCUAUAAUUCAGAAUUAGGAGGAUAUUAACUCGAAAUCCAGAAUAAAAAAAUUCAAAAUGAAAAGAAAAUUACAAAUUCUGACUUUUUUGGAACUUUGAGUCUACGUCUCACUAUUUUCUUGCAAUUUUUGUUUCCGCCACUGAAUAAAAUUAAAAACAGUAGAGUAAACAUGAGUUUUUGACUCAUAAUUCAGAAUUUUGUUCUUGUAAUUGGGUUUAUAUCUCACAAUUCUAACUGCGAGACACAAAUCUAAAAUGUGACAUAAAAAUAUGUCAGCAGUUUAUGUAUUUGUUUUGAUUUUUGGGUAAAAUAUGACUCAUAUGUGUUCUUGACAGGUUUUUGUGAGAUUCACCCAUUAAUGGUUUAUCUGGGUAACAAUGGUGCUAAUUUGAAGCUGUUGUGAAGUCGAUGCUUUUGUUUAGUGCCCGUGUUAUUCUGAAUUAUGAUGUUAGUGUGAAUUUUGUGUAUUUUAAAGGUGCUCUCAGAAAUACAAGCCAAAAUGUGUGUUAUCUGGAGGUGUCAUUUAGUCUGAGCGUCUGCAGCACAUCUGCGCAGACCUGCGUGUUGAAUGCACAAUGAUAAGCUUGUGUGCUUUCCUCUGUGGUACAGAACAGUUUUGUACUUUCACCUCACUAGCACAAACAUCAACGAAUGCCUUUUGUAAGGGAAAACAUUUCUGUCAUCAGAAAGUUGCAAAUAUUGGUUGUAAUCUCGAUGCAAACGAUUCCCUACAGCAAGGAAACGGCAGUGGUGUUCUGUUCGAAGCUUUUUGUUUCUUUAUUCUUCAUGACCGUGUGUAUAAUUCUGCAGGCUUUGAUGUAUACAGUGAGUCCCUUUUGCUAAUUUAAUGUUAUUUAAAUGUUACAAACGCGCUUUUAACCAAAUUCUCUGUUGUGACAGAGUUUCUCUCCAGGUAACUUAAUUAUCCGUAUGCCAACUGCUUUUACGGUUGAUAGAUUUAUUUUAUGUGUAAAUUUGGGGUUCCAGAGAACAAUAUAUUGCUUUUUUCGAUCUGUUUUUAUUUUUCUAUCCUGUUUAUUUUUGUCUAUAUUAUUAAUAAUAAUAAUAAUAAUCUAAAGUCGUACUGUACCAGGACUGUGUUCUAAUAUUAUUUCUAAAGUUCUAAGAUGAAUUUUAAAACAUGUGAACGUUCAGUGUCAGAAGGUUGGAAUUCUGAUUACCUCAAUGCUCUGCCAUUCCUGUUUGUGAAAAUUCACCUCUCAAAUUUAAGGCUCAGUAAUCUCAUGUCUGUCGGCUUCAUCGUAAUCAGUUUCUUCUCUGAACACGUCCUCCGUUUUGCUCAAUGUUGUUCUUUGCGUCAGUUUUCCGUACUUGGUUAAAUAUGUGGAUUCUAAAUUGGAAUUAAUGCUUACAUACCCAAUAAAGAUG
This is a messenger RNA of Labeo rohita (rohu), 8878 nucleotides long. It is a transcript of the gene col27a1a, whose product is annotated as collagen, type XXVII, alpha 1a. NCBI's taxonomy places the organism in Eukaryota, Metazoa, Chordata, Actinopteri, Cypriniformes, Cyprinidae. Gene Ontology annotation, molecular function: extracellular matrix structural constituent. The transcript has 61 exons. Bases 312 to 5759 code for a protein of 1815 amino acids. The record is from RefSeq and is a predicted model, not a curated record.